AUGAGUCGUCAGGCUUAUUUCUAUCGUGUUCCUCCACAGGAAUUACAUAGAAGAACUCAGCUUCAGCCUGAGCCAGCAAAGACGAAGGCUCUUCAAACAGUUAUUGAAAUGAAGGAUACAAAAAUAGCUUCACUUGAGCGCAAUAUAAGAGACCUUGAAGAUGAAAUACAGAUGUUAAAGACAAAUGGAGUUCUGAAUACAGAGGAUCGAGAAGAAGAAAUCAAACAAAUAGAAGUUUACAAGAGUCACUCGAAGUUCAUGAAAAAUAAGAUUGACCAACUGAAACAAGAACUCUCAAAGAAAGAAUCAGAACUUCUUGCCUUACAAACUAAGCUUGAAACCCUUAGCAAUCAGAAUUCAGAUUGCAAGCAACACAUUGAAGUGCUUAAAGAGUCACUUACUGCCAAAGAACAGAGAGCUGCCAUACUUCAGACAGAGGUUGAUGCCUUGCGGUUACGAUUGGAAGAAAAAGAAACAUUUCUCAAUAAAAAAACAAAACAACUUCAAGACCUCACAGAAGAGAAAGGAACCCUGGCUGGAGAGAUUCGGGAUAUGAAAGACAUGUUGGAAGUAAAAGAAAGGAAAAUUAAUGUCCUUCAAAAAAAGAUUGAAAAUCUACAGGAGCAACUUAGGGACAAAGACAAACAACUAACUAAUUUAAAGGACAGAGUGAAGUCAUUGCAGACAGAUUCUAGUAACACAGACACAGCACUAGCCACCUUAGAAGAAGCUCUAUCUGAAAAGGAAAGAAUAAUAGAACGCUUGAAGGAGCAAAGGGAGCGAGAUGACAGAGAAAGACUUGAAGAAAUUGAAUCUUAUAAGAAAGAAAACAAAGACUUAAAGGAGAAAGUUAAUGCUUUACAAGCUGAACUGACAGAAAAAGAGUCUAGUUUAAUCGAUCUCAAAGAACAUGCAUCUUCAUUGGCAUCAGCAGGGCUGAAAAGAGACUCCAAACUUAAGUCUUUAGAAAUAGCCAUAGAACAAAAGAAAGAAGAGUGUAGUAAGUUGGAAGCACAGUUGAAAAAGGCUCAUGAGGCUGAAGAGGAGGCACGGAUGAAUCCAGAAUUUGCAGACAGAAUGAAACAGCUUGACAAGGAGGCAUCAUACUAUAGAGAAGAAUGUGGCAAAGCUCAGGCUGAGGUUGACAGACUUCUAGAAAUUCUCAAGGAAGUAGAGAAUGAGAAGAAUGACAAAGAUAAGAAAAUUGCUGAGUUAGAAAGGCACAUGAAGGACCAAAACAAGAAGGUUGCCAAUCUGAAGCACAAUCAGCAACUGGAGAAAAAAAAGAAUGCACAGCUGUUGGAAGAAGUUCGUAGACGAGAGGACAAUAUGACAGACAACUCUCAACAUUUACAAGUAGAAGAACUGAUGAAUGCAUUGGAAAAGACUAGACAAGAAUUAGAUUCUACCAAAGCCCGUCUUGCCUCAACACAGCAGUCUUUGGCUGAGAAGGAAGCACAUCUAGCUAACCUAAGAAUAGAGCGGAGAAAGCAACUUGAAGAAAUUCUAGAAAUGAAGUAAGUACAUUGCUUUCUCAAAUUUCUAGGAAAACUAAUUUUUUUUUUCCUAAAAGAGUGUUUUUCUCACUGUCUAAAUCUAUGAUCUCCUAAUAGCAGGACCGAA
This is a messenger RNA of Phasianus colchicus (ring-necked pheasant), 1623 nucleotides long. RefSeq names its product ELKS/RAB6-interacting/CAST family member 2 (gene ERC2). Gene Ontology annotation, biological process: neuromuscular synaptic transmission; maintenance of presynaptic active zone structure; regulation of synaptic plasticity. Gene Ontology annotation, molecular function: structural constituent of presynaptic active zone. The record is from RefSeq and is a predicted model, not a curated record. Gene Ontology annotation, cellular component: cytoskeleton of presynaptic active zone. Lineage: Eukaryota; Metazoa; Chordata; Aves; Galliformes; Phasianidae.